Messenger RNA from Oncorhynchus mykiss (rainbow trout), 2524 nucleotides. NCBI's taxonomy places the organism in Eukaryota, Metazoa, Chordata, Actinopteri, Salmoniformes, Salmonidae. The record is from RefSeq and is a predicted model, not a curated record.
UUACUGCACUAGCUCGUAUUGGGGACAUUCAAUAAUUCUACACAAUACAUCCAUAUCUCUACAUUCUGUGACGUUUGUCUUUUAUCAUUGAUGGUUCAGUGACUCUCAUUGGGGUUGACCGCCUCAUAUCUCGUCUCAACAGCUUUUUUCUGUAUUUUAUAUUAAUCAACAUUCAAUGUCACAUUCAAUUAGUCAAUGAUCCAAUGGAAUCUCUUACAGAAGUGAUUGAACACCAUCCAGAUCUCACCAUGUCAGACACGGUCCCCCUGGAACAGAGGUACAAGGCCAGCAUGGUCCUGAGUGGAGCAGGAGAUGCCCUGGGCUGCAACCAUGGUACCUGGGAAUUUGAAAAUGAUGGAGUGUUAAUACAUGAGCAAGUUCAGAAGAGAGGAGGUCUAGAGAAGCUGGAUGCCAUAGACUUCCCUGUUAGUGAUGACACCGUCAUGCACCUGGCUACAGCUGAGGCUCUGGUCAAGGUAGGGGAGGGGGAAGGGGCGUCCCUCCCUGUGCUGUAUCGAGCCCUGGUGGAGAAGUACAUUGUAAGCAUGACAGACAUGGCUGGAAGAGGAGCAGGGGACCUACGUGGUUCUGGUACCGGUUCUGUGGACACCCACCAUGCUCUACGUGAGGGGCACCCUGCCUGUGGACACAGACUCAUGGAGGUCCUGGACAAAGCCAAGGAGUACGUCAGGCAUUCGGGCAAUUGUGUGGAGCUGAACAUGGCGCACUGGGACUACUUUGGAAUUCAGUGGAAAUCCUAUUUAGAAAAGAGAGGCAUUCUGGAUGGAAAGAGCAAACCUCAGUUCCCAGACUUCUACGGUGUGAAGGAGAGGGAGAGUUUCUAUAGGGCGGUGAGCUUCAAGGGUUGUGGUGGCGCCAGUGGGCAUGAUGCUCCCAUGAUAGCUUACGAUGCCCUCCUGAGGGCAGGCGACUCCUGGGUUGAGCUGGCCAAUCAUGGCUUCUUCCAUGGCGGGGACAGCGACUCCACGGCCGUGAUCGCUGCUGCCUGGUGGGGCGCACUGUUCGGCUUCAGAGGGGUGCCAGAGAUCAACUACCAGAGGCUUGAGUACCGUGACAGACUAUCCAAACUAGGGGAACGGCUAUACAAGCUCAGGGGGAAACAUCUAGGUUCUUUGAAAGAGUGAAGUAAAUGAAACCAAGAUGGUUAAAGGUGAAAUUCAUUACAUAUCCUGCAGAUGAUCAGUCAUUUCUCCUUUUUUGACACUAAUUUUGUAUCCCUUGGUUUUUUAUUACAUAUUUUUAAAGAAUAUGACUGGAUCUGGAAAGAUUUAUAGAGUAUUUAUGAUCUCAAACUGUAGUCUACCUACUGACUAGGAGAUGGAGUCAUACGCAGCUGCAGAAUUUGCUGUAUAAUUACAAACAUUUUAUUUUAUGGCAACGUAAAAUGUUUAAUUACCAGCCUAUAAUCAAUCCUUCACUAACAUACAUUACUGCUACAGUUGUGCUAUUAUUGUAGCACAUUAGCUAUGGCAGAGUGUAAAAAUGGAUUGCUUUACUUCAGAUUAGAUUGACGUUAUUGUGUACAUCUUCAAAAUGGAGACUACACGUAUGGUGGUGACCAGAGGGUGGCAAUGUAACUUAACAAAUCACUCUUGAAACUCCCUCCUCUCUCCCCGUCUCUCAAUUCAAUUUCAAUAUAAGGUCUUUAUUGGCAUGGAAAACAUAUGGUUCCAUUGCCAAAGCAAGUGAAAUAGAUAAAAGUGAAGAAAAAAUAUAUAUAAAAAAAAUGAACAGUUAAUAUUAGACUCACAAAAGUUCAGAUGUCAUAUUAUCCCUAUAUACAGUGUUGCAACGAUACAAAUAGUUAAAGUACAAAAGGGAAAAUAAAUAAAUCAUAUUUACACUGGUGAUUUUUCUUCACUGGUUCCCUCCCUGAAAAAUAUGCUGUUCUCCUUUCUGUAGCUUGAUUUUCCAGUGAAACCUGUUUAACAGUGUGGCUUCUAUCCCAUAUCAGCUUGUUAUAGGAAAGUGGUUGCAAUCAUCACUGUAGAAAAUUAUGAACAAUUUAAACGUGAACUGUAUGUCUGGCUCAGUCUUUGAUAUCCUUAAAGUAAUUUUUCCUAUCUGCUGAUAAGUUAAGAUAGGGCAAUUCCACUCUAGAUUGUUCUGGUAGUUCUCACAUAAGAACUUCAUUGGGAGGAAGGAUAUUUACAGAGGAAUUGCCAUUUUAGGCCCUUUUUAGACCUAUUCACGCCUCCUGCAAGACCCUGUGAUCUGUGAACUGUACAUGAUACAGACACAUCUUGGUGUCAUUAUACUCCAUAUAGUUUUCCCUCAAAUAUGGAGUACUGUAUGUCUAGAUUCUGAAAUACGAUAAAGGCUCUAUAUAAUACUUGAUGCUUUCUUGAAUUUGUAUUGGAUUUGGGGACUGUGAAAAGACCCCAGGUGGCAAGUCUGGUGGGGUACAGUUAAAUUCUGACAUUUACAUACACUUCGGUUGGAGUCAUUAAAACUUGUUUUUCAACCACUCCACACAUUUCUUGUUAAACUAUAGUUUUGGCAA